AUGCCAAUCAUCGUUAAGGGUGCGAAGCUCACUGAUGAGUUUAUGGCCUCCAUAAAGGAGGUCGCGGGGAAUGUCAGGGAGCUCUUUUCUCGAAAGUUCCUCUCCAAUGUCCGCGAGACUGAGAAGGGUGUUGAGAUACCUUGCGGGUACCAUAAGUUCUUCUCCGCCAUUCAGGAGAAGCAUUCUAACGCUGAGCUAGUUUCCCCAGACCAGAUUGUCCUGCGCCAGGUCUUUGUCGAGCGCAACAAGGCUUUCUUCGCUAGGUUCAAGGAGCAGAACGCGGACUACCUCAAGUCGGACAAAAACGCUCUCCUUGUGGUUAGCUCCGCACCGGAUGGAAUCAUAGACUCAGAGAAGGUCAUCGCUUUCUUGACCAAGACGUUCUCGAAGAUCACGCCAGCCAAGGAUCACAAGUUUAAAAUCACUGCAAAGUACCAGGUGUUGGAUGCCAUUCGCGAGAAGGUCGAGGCGGACGCCCUCAAGGACGGCAGCGGUGCAUCGGUGAAGGACAGGUGCGCGAUGAUGGCUAUUCGAUUUGUCGAGGGGCGUGCGCCGCAGAGAGGCACGAGGGUGGCCGUCGUUGUCCCGGUUUCCGACGUUGAGAAGAUCUUCAACAGCCUCCUUGCUGACGGCUACUUUGAGCGCGUCCCAUCUAUCAAGUUUAUCAACUUAGAAGAGCGUCGCAAGCGUGCCCAGGAGCGUCGCGAGAGGUUAGACUCUGCAGGCGAUGGGUCUGCUGCAAGCGACAAGAAGAAGAAGCCCAGUGAGGCGGCAGGUCGCGCAAAGGACAAGGCUGGAACUGAUAAGGCUGAUCAGUCAGGGUCACAAUCUCGAAGGGGAGCUCAGGGUGACAAACAGAGCUCCACGAAGAAGCGCGCCGCUGAUGGAAAGAGGCUUCCAAGCUUCCUGAAGGUCGCGAAUGUCCCCAGUGGUGUCACUUUCGACGACAUUAAGGGAAGCCUCAACGAGAAUGAGCAUGCAAGUAUUCUGAAGGCUAUCGCGGAGUCCCACCUGCAGAGACCCAGGCGUCCCGAUUCCUCUGUGAUAUCGUUCUUCUGCACGGAGGAGAACGGGAAGAUUCUCAUGGAAGCAUUUAGCAAUAUGGACAUCGAUGGGUCUAAGCUUUCUGUGACACUCGAAGAGGCAAGGUAA
Molecule: messenger RNA, 1152 nt
Organism: Giardia duodenalis
Lineage: Eukaryota; Fornicata; Diplomonadida; Hexamitidae
Exons: 1
Coding region: 1-1152 (383 amino acids)
Source: RefSeq, a predicted model, not a curated record